Molecule: messenger RNA, 2541 nt
Organism: Alnus glutinosa
Lineage: Eukaryota; Viridiplantae; Streptophyta; Magnoliopsida; Fagales; Betulaceae
Product: receptor-like serine/threonine-protein kinase SD1-8
Exons: 7
Coding region: 1-2541 (846 amino acids)
Biological process (GO): protein phosphorylation; recognition of pollen
Molecular function (GO): ATP binding; protein serine/threonine kinase activity
Source: RefSeq, a predicted model, not a curated record
AUGACGAGUAAGCCAUGGCUCUUAUUUGCUCUGCUUCUAAUCCUCUCUUUUGGCAAAGCAUGCUUCUCCAUAUCUGGUGAUACCCUUUCACCAGGUCAGUCUCUUUCUUAUUCAAAGAACGAGACCAUAGUAUCUCGAGGUGGCACUUUUGAGCUCGGUUUCUUCAGAGCAGGAAGUUCAUUAAAAAUCUACCUGGGCAUAUGGUAUAAAAUGUUUGACCAGAAGGACAAUAUUGUUUGGGUAGCAAAUAGAGAAGACCCUCUGUUUGACCUGCCUUCGUCAAGACUUGACCUCUCAGAAGAUGGCAAUCUACUCCUGUUUGGAGGUUCCUCCGACAUCCCAUUUUGGUUGACAAAUUUGACAUUUCCCCGCUCAACUGAAGCAAUACUUGGGGAAGAUGGGAAUUUUGUUUUAAGAGAUAGGUCGAAUGCGUCUUCUAUAUUGUGGGAGAGUUUCGACCAUCCGACCGAUACAUGGCUCCCAGGUGCAAAGUUUUGGAUCGAUAAGGUUCCUCAAAAACAGCAGCAACUCGUUUCAUGGAAAAAUUUAGAAGAUCCAGCACCUGGCGUGUUCUCGGUGGUGUUAGACCCAAAUGGAAGCAAUCAAGUUUGCUUACAGUGGAACACAUCCCAAAUCUAUUGGUGUUCUGGAGUUUGGAAUGGAAGUUCUUUCAGCUCGAUCCCUGAGAUGACAUUGAAUUCUAUCUACAACUUCAGUUUUGUUUCAAAUGAAAAGGGAAGAUAUUUUACUCAUUAUAUUUGUAAUCCAUCUCACCGCUCUAAAUUAGUGAUGUCGUCUACAGGAAAACUGCAGCUAUGGACGUGGCUGUCUGGCCCUUUGGUAUGGAAAACAUUUUGGCAUGGACCGUUGGACCAAUCUGAUGUCUAUGGUUUGUGUGGUGGAUUUGGCGUGUAUCGUGGGAAUUCCUCGAGCCCCUGUGAAUGUCUAAAAGGUUUUGAACCAUUUUCGAUGAACUACACCAGACUAAAUGAUUGGGCGGGUGGCUGUGUGAGGAAAUCUCCUUUGCAAUGUGAGAAUAAUACGUAUGGUAAUGGGACAAAAGAUUGGUUCAUGAAAAUGCCAAACGUGAGAUUGCCUGUUAGUUCGAAAGCAUAUAAUUGGGCAGCGAGUGCUAGGAUUCAUUGUGAAGCGGCUUGCAUGAAUAAUUGCCCUUGCACAGCUUAUGCUUAUAAUAGGAGUGGGUACUGUAUGAUAUGGGAAGGAGCUAUUUUUAAUUUACAGCAACUCUCAGAUGCUGGCGAGACUGGAGAAUAUAUCUAUCUUAAACUUGCUCCUAAUGAGAAUCAAAGUACCAAAGGCAAAAAAUGGAAAGUAUGGAUAGCUGUGCUGGUCCCUUCAAUAGGGCUUAUCUUAUGCCUUAUCAUUUGUUUUUCAACCAGAGGAAAGCUCAAACACAUAGGAGACAGCUCUUCAAGCAAUAAUUUGCUAUUAUUUGAUUUUGAUACUGAACUCCAUACAAUCAACGAUGGAAUGAACACCGACAAAGAUAUGAAGAAACGAGAGAAGAAGGAUGCUGAGUUACCAUUAUUCAGUUAUAAUAGUGUAGCAGCUGCAACUAAUAAUUUCUCAGCUACAAAUAAGCUUGGAGAAGGAGGUUUUGGACCUGUUUACAUGGGAAAUUUACUUAGCGGGCAGAAAAUUGCAGUGAAGAUGCUUUCAAAAAAAUCUGGACAAGGAAUUGAGGAGUUCAGAAAUGAGACAAAACUAAUUGCAAAAGUCCAGCAUAAAAAUCUUGUCAGACUCUUAGGUUGUUGUAUUGAGCGAGAUGAAAUGAUAUUAAUAUAUGAGUACAUGCCCAAUAAAAGUUUGGACUUCUACCUUUUUGAUCCAACCAAGAAAACGAUGUUAGGUUGGGAGACAUGCAUAUGCAUUAUUGAAGGGAUCACUCAAGGGCUUCUUUAUCUUCAUCAAUAUUCAAGAUUACGAAUCAUACAUAGAGAUCUAAAACCUAGCAACAUUCCCUUGGAUAGUGAAAUGAAUCCGAAAAUAUCAGAUUUUGGCAUGGCUCGAAUAGUUGGAGGCAAUGAAACACAAGCAAACACAAUCCGAAUUGUUGGAACUUAUGGAUACAUGUCUCCCGAAUAUGUUAUACAGGGUUUGUACUCGAUAAAGUCCGAUGUUUUUAGCUUUGGAGUAUUGCUAUUAGAGAUUCUAAGUGGCAAAAAGAAUACUGACUUUUAUAAUCAUAGUUCACUUGGUCUUCUAAGAUAUGCUUGGGAGUUGUGGAUAGAUGAUCGGAGUUUGGAGUUGAUAAAUCCAACAAUUGGGUAUCCUUCUUCUAGUUCUCUUCCGUUGAGAUUCAUUAACAUUGGCCUUCUUUGUGUCCAAGAAAGUCCGACCGAUCGUCCUACCAUGUUUAAUGUAGUCUCAAUGAUUAGCAAUGAACAUGCACCUCUACCUACACCCAAGCAACCAGCGUUUACCACAUACCAGAAUAUGAUGGACUCAAAUUUAACAAUUGAUGAUGCAUGUAAUUGCUCAAAUAAUGGUGUAACUAUAUCAGUAAUGGCAGCCCGAUGA